Molecule: messenger RNA, 1149 nt
Organism: Polistes dominula (European paper wasp)
Lineage: Eukaryota; Metazoa; Arthropoda; Insecta; Hymenoptera; Vespidae
Gene: Vajk4
Product: chitin-binding protein vajk4
Source: RefSeq, a predicted model, not a curated record
AUGAAUUUGAAGUUAACAGCCAUUAUCCUAACGACUUUAGUCGUCUCGGCUAAAUGUAUCGAGGAAAAAAAAGUGUCGGAGGAAUCUAAAGAAUCGGAAUCAUCGGAAGAUCUAACGGGUGCCGAAAAGAAGACAGAAAAACGUGGUCUGGUGCAUAGCUAUGGUGACCUUGGUGGUGGUGGUGGCGGCGGCGGCGGCGGCGGGGAUGUAGGUGGUGGUGGUGGUGGAUCUUAUGAUCACCAUGAACACGUGAAAACAGUAACGGUUGUGAAGAAAGUACCGGUACCGUACGAAGUAACUAAACAUGUACCAUAUUUGGUUGAGAAACACGUGCCUUACGAGGUCAAGGUCGGUGUACCACAGCCCUAUACCGUUGAGAAACAUGUCCCUUAUCCAGUGAAAGUCUUUGUCAAGGUACCGGUUCACGUACCACAACCUUAUACCGUUGAGAAAAAGGUUCCAUACGAAGUUAAGGUACCAGUGGAUAAGCCCUACGAGGUGAAGGUUUACGUACCACAACCUUAUACCGUUGAAAAACAUAUCCCAGUACCUGUCAAGAUACCAGUACCACAACCCUACACCGUUGAGAAACACGUACCUUUCCCAGUUAAGGUUAAAAUACCAGUACCACAACCCUAUCCGGUUGAAAAACCAGUCCCAUACGAAGUCAAAGUACCUGUUGAUAAACCUUACCCGGUCCCAGUACCUAAACCUUACCCUGUACACGUUGAAAAACCUUAUCCCGUACCUGUUGAAAAGCCUGUACCUUAUGAAGUUAAAGUACCUGUUGACAAACCAUAUCCAGUCACCGUUGAAAAACCUUAUCCUGUCCCAGUCAAAGUACCAGUACCUCAACCUUAUCACGUUAAUAAACCAGUACCUGUACCUGUUGAAAAACCCGUACCAUACCCAGUCAAAGUUCCAGUUGACAAACCAUACGUCGUUGAAAAGGAGGUACCUUAUCCUGUUGAAAAGGAAGUACCUUAUCCCGUAAAGGUACCAGUUCCGGUACCCGUUCAUAUUAAAGAUGAAUCUGGUGGAGGAGGAGGAUAUGAAGGUGGUUCGGGAGGUUACGACGGCCAUUCAGGUGGUUACGGCGGUGGUUAUGGUGGUUAUGGUGGUUACGAUUAUUCCUCUCAUCAUGGCUGA